Molecule: messenger RNA, 2453 nt
Organism: Ornithodoros turicata
Lineage: Eukaryota; Metazoa; Arthropoda; Arachnida; Ixodida; Argasidae
Product: O-acyltransferase like protein-like
Exons: 15
Coding region: 1-2235 (744 amino acids)
Molecular function (GO): acyltransferase activity, transferring groups other than amino-acyl groups
Source: RefSeq, a predicted model, not a curated record
AUGGGAUUCCCAACGAUCCUUGUGCUCGGACUUACGCUCUGGGCUCCGUUCUGCCUCGGAGGUCACGCCGACGGACCUUUUCAGGGCACGCAGGAAGUGUCCAAUACGUCGUGGGAAGAGCAAGUGAACAAGUCCAAAGUGAACAUCGAUGCGGUGGCCAACGAGAUAUUCCCGUACGUGGUGGAAGGUUCCUCCGAUCUGGAUGUGUCGGUGGACUGUAUGACUUCUCUUCUCAAAACUUUCAAGGCGUUCAGGGACCUGAAAGGAUGGGCAGUUCGACUGAUGGACUCCUCGGGAAAGCUCCCGGAGGGUCUCCUGGAAGGUCGGCUGGCCUCUAUCGGAGCGUACGACGAGUGCCUCGACCUGGUAGCCGAAUACAAGGAGAAGAGACUCUACCAGGGAAAAUACUGUACAGUCUACCUGUCGUCUGGUCACGACGUCCAGGAAGUAUUCACCAACGAGACGGACGCCGCGGCCCACCUCACUACUCUGCUUCUGCACCCAGAGAGAAUGACAAGGCUGGUGUACCGAGUCGCUCCAGAGAGCCGGAAGUUCCGCAUGGGCAUUUGUGUCCCGUCAGUGUGUUCCCAGGUCGACGUUCAGAACGUAGUUGCUCAUGCUUCUUCAAAGUCACUUGGAGCCAAAACUCACGUGCAACGAUGCGAAGUACGACAAGAAACGAAGGUGCUGGGCUUUCAAGGAUUCCUCAUAUUCUGCGUCUGCUUACUGCUCGCCCUUAUUUUGGCCGCUACAGCUUUCGACCUCAAGUCAGACAUCACGGCACAAAAGGCUUCCGAACAAGGUGGCGUCCGGCUGUGGAUCGGAGCGUUCUCGCUGACACGUAAUCUUCGCACGCUGACUGUUCCCGAAGACCCAGAUGUGGCCGCGGCACAAGGAGUCAAGGCGAUCAGCAUGGCGUGGCUCAUCUUCGGACACACCUAUUUCCUCGCAGAGAACACGCACAUGUUCAGUGGACUCCUCAGGGCCUACGACAACAUGGCGGGGGACCUGUUCUUUUCACCCUUCAUCAAUUACACCCUGGCUGUCACCACCUUCUUCCUAAUCAGUGGACUCUUCAUAGCAUACAGAAAUCCCCCUUCAACUGAUGCACUUACUGUGAAGGCUUGCUGGCGAUUCGUUGUGCAGAGAUACUUCAGGAUGACUGCGCCCUUUCUGGCAGUACUGUCCCUUCUGCUAUUGUUACCAUUAAUGACCAAUGGACCAUUCUGGGAAGAUUACGCUGGUGCAGAGAUCCGAAGAUGUUCUUCCGUUUGGUGGACGAAUCUGUUCUUCAUCAGCAAUUUCUGGACUGCCGACCAAAUGUGCCUUUUUGUCACGUGGUACGGCUCGACCGUCUUCCAGUUUCUCAUUCUGGGCCUUCUUCUACUUCUACUGUUCCAGAGAAAUAUGAAACUGGGAUUUGUCGGAGCAGUGAUAUUGGUUGCAGCCGGCGCAAUUGUCACAGGGGUCGUGACUUUCGCCAAAAAUCUGCCCCCGGGAAUGUUAUUCGAGCCAAACUACAAGGAGGUUCAAAGGGUUUCAACGUGGAUAUACCACAAGCCGUAUGCCCAUAUUGGCGCCUUCUGUGUUGGAAUCAUUCUGGGACAAGUGUUACGAGAAUCGAACAAAAGUAGACUGUCGACGCUGGCUCAAGUUCUCGGCUGGGUGGCAUGUUUGACAACUUCCACAGUCGUCCUGCACUGCGGAUACACGUGGAAUCUAACCAGGGCUGGUGCAGCAGCUGCAGGGAUCUACGCUGCUCUCCACAGGACAUUCUGGGCACUAGCAGUAGGAUGGCUGCUGUACGCAUGCGCUACAAAGCACGCAUGGCUCCUAAACAGCUGCCUGUCUUGGAGACCCCUUCAAGCUGUUGGCCGACUCAGUUACACAAUGCUUCUUCUUCAUCCACUGGUCAUCAUCUCGCAGAAAGCUCAGAACAGGCACAUCACAUUCUUUUCACACUAUGAUAUGAUACACCUUUUCCUGGCACAUUAUGCGCUGACUGCCAUGCUUUCCUUCGGUGUGUACCUGUGCGUCGACAGACCCUUUGCUGAACUGGGAAAACUCCUCGUCGCAAGCAAGUUCCAUGGGCCUUCUUCCCUCAAGGUCUAUGGCCAGAAUGUUAGUUCCUUUGUCGCAGCACUCACCAAGAGGAAGAGACCACUAAACACAACUACACAACAAGAGCGUACCAAUGACGUCGGAACCAGGAAGACGGAUUCCGCCCCAGUGUGAGGGGAGCACCAGUGUGUCAACGAGAUGGACCAUAUGCAUGCUGCGUAUCGCGCCAUACACAGAAAAAGAAAAGUGUUCGAGUCGGUUAUAGAUAACGAGAUAUGCUCUCGUUCAUAUCGUCAUUUCUUGUCAUAAGUGAGACGCAAGUUCGUCUUUCUAUUAUAGUAACGCUUUGAGAAUGUCAAAGGUCAUCGAUAAAAUAACUUUUUUGUACAGCC